GCGAGAAAGGCACGAAGUUCGUAGCCCUCUAUCGGACAAAUGAGAAAAGUAGACACCAACUGAUUGUUUUCGUCCUCAUAGGUUAACGUAUUCAUUAAUAUUUUUUUCUUGAAAUGAGAUGUGAGGAAAUAGAAAAAAUUCGAAAUUACGAAGAAAGUGUAUAUAUGUACUUACACAUUAAUUAAAAACUUAUUUCAUGUUUGCACAUUGGCUUAGUUGUGCGCAAAAAAAAUGCGCAGAGACGUAAUAGAUGUCUAACAUUUGAUGUUACCAAACAAAAUAAUUAAUACCAAAUACAGCCUAUUGAAAUACUUGAAGUAUUGAACUUCGUUGAUAUAUAAACACGUAAAAUAUUUUAAUACUAUUUGUUGUAAUUUUAUAUAAACUUAUUUAAAAAUCAUGGCGUCAGCUUCGAGUACUAGUGCUCGCAGUUUAUUUGUUGAGUCAAAAAUGAGAUUGGCUGAUAGAGUUCAAGUCAACGUAAAUAAUACUGCUUCCCUUGCAAGGCAAAUACAAAGAGGUUCAAAAAGUAGUGAUAUAUUAAUGCAUAGUGCAAAAAAUUUUGCACAACAGGAACAUGGUUUAGAAACUGCAGAAACCAAUUUACAAAAACUUGCCCUUGUCGUUACAGAUUUAGAAUAUCAGAUGGAGUCUAUCAGAAGGAUUUGUAUAAAAUUAGAAGAAUUUAAUCAACAAGUAGGUGCCAUGCAAAGAUAAAUUGCACUUAUAAAAAUUUGUUACAAACUUAUUGGUAAUAUAUGACUUAUUUUAUAUACUACUUUAUACUUUUGUUUUUUCAUGAUUGAAGUUCAUGAUAGAUCUACUAUGAUAAGUUUUCAAUUGUAUAUAGUAUAUUUAGAAAAAUGUUUCUACAUUUAUUCAAAUAAAUUUGUAUAUAUUCUAGUUUCAUGUAAUUUGUUACAGUUCUAUAAGAAAUGUUAUUUACAUGUUUGUAUGAAAUGAUACAAUUGAACUUCUACUGUGUAGGAUGAUCUGUUAAAAAUAGACUGUCUCACUAUUUUCAAUUGAGUUGAUAUUACAAAUAAUUAUGAUAAAAAACUGUACAUAUAUAGUUACAAGAUAGAUAAAUCGAGACUGUCUUCUUUCCACAAGUUUUUAGCUGUCAGAAUAGAUAAGACAUUGUGGACAGUUAUAGUAAAAAAAUUUGUUUUUAUAUAGAGUAAUUGUACUUCUAAUAUUUUGUAUACUCUUACUAUAAAUUGAAAUUGUAUUACAUUUAUUUCCACUGAAACACAAUUAAAUUAUGAAAUAUAAAAUAUAUUAUAUCAAAUGUAUUAGAUUGAUUAAGAAGCAGUAGUUGAAUCAUGAGUGUAACAGUACAAUUUUUGUUGCCUAGAAGUUUACCAUCAUACUAAGAAAAAUGAAUACAUCAUUUUCUGAAAAUUUUUUUAAAAAUUUGUUCAAAAUAUUAACUUAAUAAAGAUAUUGAGAUGGCCUGCUUUAUUGAAUCACCUAUUUCUACAAGAAAUUAUAAAUUAAUAUUUCGUUAUAUUAAAAUUAUGAUUUAUGUACCUUAAUAAAAUGUUCUUAUUAAUUAAAAAUACAAUUAUUGUAAAAAU
This is a messenger RNA of Nomia melanderi (Alkali bee), 1580 nucleotides long. RefSeq names its product BLOC-1 related complex subunit 7 (gene BORCS7). NCBI's taxonomy places the organism in Eukaryota, Metazoa, Arthropoda, Insecta, Hymenoptera, Halictidae. Gene Ontology annotation, cellular component: BORC complex. The record is from RefSeq and is a predicted model, not a curated record.